AUGGCGGCGUGCGGCGGCGGCUGCUGCGGCGGCAGCUGCUGCGCCAGCGGUCAGAUCACGGGCUCAGCUGGCCGGGGCUCGUUCUGGAAGGCGACGGCGUCCCCGCUGAGCCUGGUGCAGCUGCGGCGGCUGGAGGAGCACCGCUACUCCGCAGAGGGCUCGUCGCUGUUCGAGCCCGUGCUGCAGCCUUUCUGGUCGUGGCUCGUAGAGUUAGUGCCGCUCUGGAUGGCACCCAACGCCAUCACCCUGUUGGGGCUGCUCCUCAACCUGCUCAGCUCGCUGCUGCUCGUCUUCUACUGCCCCACAGUCCUGGAAGAGGUGAGGCCGGGCGAAGGGCCCCGGGAUGAGGAGCGCCCUACUGGGACGGACCCCCUACCCGCUAUUACUGAUAAGGUGCACGCUGAGCGCCCCCCUACGCACCCCCAUCCUCCAAUGCCCCACCAACGCGGCGGAGGCGAGAAAGGGGCCGUGCCCGCCGAGCUGGAGCACCCCUUUUGUGACUGCCCAAGGAUACAGAGGGAAGACCCUUUACGAGGCACGAAGAGAUGGGCCAAGGCCAUCGUGAACAAUUGGGUCACCAUGGCACCGAUGCACAGGCAAGGGAUUGAGGCAGAAGUGGACCUGGCUCUGCAUCCAGCUCCUGGAAGGUACAGCCUCAUCCAGCUAAGCUCCUCGUAUUGUUUCGUGGUUGGCUUUGCAUGCUAUGGCCAUUUGUCCAUGUGUCAUGUGUGUGAGGGAGUCCCUCCUGCUGCCUGGAUUGAAGACUUCGAUGGCACUUCCUUGACUCCAAUUGCUGCCCUGCCUGGUGGGCACAAAGACCCUCAGCUCUCCGUCUUCCAAGGCGAUGUAUUUGUGUCUCUCGGAGCUGCCAUUGCUACUCGCUUAGGAACAGAUCCUGAAUGGCUGUUUUUCUGCUGUUUUGUCGGGAUGUUCAUGUUUUACUGUGCACACUGGCAAACCUAUGUAUCAGGAGUGCUACGGUUUGGAAGAGUGGAUGUAACCGAAGUACAGAUAGCGAUCACAAUUGUCUUUUUUAUAACUGCAAUUGGAGGAACAAUGAUGUGGGAUUAUACUAUCCCUGUGAUUCAAUUAAAACUGAAGAUGCUACCUCUCAUUGGGAUACUGACAGGAGCCUUUAUUUCUUGUUUUAAUUAUUUCCAAGUCAUCCUUGGUGGAGGAGUUGGCAAGAAUGGAUCCACAACCGCAGGCACCAGUGUUUUGUCACCUGGCAUCCACAUAGGAGUCAUUAUUCUUCUUGCCAUAAUGAUCCACAAAAAAUCUGCAACUCAGCUGUUUGAAAAACAUCCCUGUCUGUAUAUUUUAAUGUUUGGGUGUGUGUAUGCCAAAAUCACACAAAAAUUGGUGGUUGCUCACAUGACCAAAAGUAAACUAAAACUACAAGAUUCCGCAUUUAUUGGGCCAGCUCUUCUGUUUUUUGAUCAAUACUUCAACCACGUUAUAGAUGAAUAUAUUGUUCUGUGGGUAGCAAUGGUGAGUGAGCACUUUAGUGUUAACCUUUUGAUCUUUUUGUAG
Messenger RNA from Gracilinanus agilis (Agile Gracile Mouse Opossum), 1533 nucleotides. It is a transcript of the gene CHPT1, whose product is annotated as choline phosphotransferase 1. NCBI's taxonomy places the organism in Eukaryota, Metazoa, Chordata, Mammalia, Didelphimorphia, Didelphidae. Gene Ontology annotation, biological process: phosphatidylethanolamine biosynthetic process. Gene Ontology annotation, molecular function: ethanolaminephosphotransferase activity; diacylglycerol cholinephosphotransferase activity. The transcript has 9 exons. The coding region runs from base 1 to 1533 and encodes 510 amino acids. Gene Ontology annotation, cellular component: endoplasmic reticulum membrane; Golgi apparatus. The record is from RefSeq and is a predicted model, not a curated record.